Messenger RNA from Euleptes europaea (tarantolino), 2676 nucleotides. It is a transcript of the gene GPC2, whose product is annotated as glypican 2. The record is from RefSeq and is a predicted model, not a curated record. Bases 1 to 2676 code for a protein of 891 amino acids. Gene Ontology annotation, biological process: regulation of protein localization to membrane; cell migration; regulation of signal transduction. NCBI's taxonomy places the organism in Eukaryota, Metazoa, Chordata, Lepidosauria, Squamata, Sphaerodactylidae. The transcript is spliced from 16 exons. Gene Ontology annotation, cellular component: extracellular region; cell surface; plasma membrane.
AUGAGGCCGCCGCCGUUGCCGCUGCUGCUGCUGGCCGCGCUUCUUUGUUCCGCCGACAGCGGCGAGGCGCGGGACUGCGCGGAGACCCGGCAGGCGCUGGCGGGACGCGGUUUCGCUCUCGCCUCGCUCCCGCCCAGCCUCAUUUCGGGCGAGCACCUGCGCCUCUGCCCCCAAGACUACACGUGCUGCGCCAGCCGGACCGAGGAGCAGCUCAGCCAGCGCAGCGGCGCCGACCUGCAGGCGCUGCUCGGGGAGGCGGCCGCGUUCCUGCUCAGCACCCUCCGCUCCCGCCAGCACCGCUUCCAGGAUUUCUUCCGGGAGCUGCUGGCGGGGGCCGAGCGCUCGCUGCAGAACAUGUUCACGCGCUCCUAUGGGCGCCUGUAUGCCCAGCACGCACGCCUCUUCCAGGGCCUCUUUGUGGAACUCCGGGGCCACCUGCAGGGGUCCCGGCCGGGCUUGGAGGAGGCCUUGAGCGACUUCUGGGCCCGACUGCUGGAGCGGAUGGUUCCCCUCCUCAACCCCCAGUACAGCUUCCCGAUGGGCUACCUGGAGUGUGUGGGGCGCCAGGCUGACGGGUUGCGGGCCUUUGGCGACAGCCCUCGCCAGCUCCGUAUGCAGGUGACCCGGGCGUUCGUUGCUGCUCGUGCCUUUGUGCAGGGCCUGGCGACUGGACGAGACGUUGUUGCCCAGGCCAUCCAGCUCUCUCCCACUGAGGAGUGUCGCCGGGCACACAUGCGCCUCUCUUACUGCCCGCUGUGCCGGGGGACACCUGCCCUCAAGCCCUGCAGUGGCUUCUGCCUCAACGUCAUGAAAGGCUGCCUGGCCAGCACCACAGAGGUGGACCCCGACUGGGAACGCUACCUUGAUGCCUUGACCCAGCUGGCGGAGCGCCUUGGAGGACCCUUCAACUUUGAGCUGGCUGCUGACUCUAUCGGUGUAAAAAUAUCUGAGGGCAUCAUGUAUCUGCAGGAGCAUGGUGUACAGACAUCGGCCAAGGUCUUCCAGAGCUGUGGCAGCCCCCGCCCAGCCCCCGCCCGCUCCCGACGUGCCCCCCGUGAAGAGACCAAGCGGCGUUUCCGCACCUACUCACCCGAGGAGAAGCCCACCACUGCGGCAGGAACCAACCUGGAUCGGCUGAUAUCUGACGUGAAGGAGAAGCUUCGCCUGAUGCGCCGCUUCUGGGUGAUGCUGCCACACACCCUCUGCAGUGAUGAGAAGGUGGCCGCGGACGUGACCAACGAAGACCUGUGCUGGAACGGGCAGGCCCGGGGCAGAUAUCUCCCAGACGUGACAGGUGAUGGGUUGGUGAACCAGAUCAACAAUCCGGAGGUAGAGGUGGACGUUUCACGGCCCGACCUGCCCACCCGGCAGCUUCUCCUGGCACUGCGCGGUGCCACCUCUCGCCUGGUGGGGGCCUGCAAUGGGCAAGACGUGGACUUCCAAGAUGCAGAUGAGGAUGGUGGCAGUGGGUCAGGUGCUGGCUACCGUGAAGAUCGAUCAGCCCAAGGGGCAGGAAGAGGGGUCGUAGGGGGAGUCCCCUCUGGCUCCCGCCCCCCUGCUGAUGCCCACCCUCCCCAUCCCGGAAAGGGCUCCUCUUCCCAGCACAGCCAAAGCAGUGGGGCCAGGCUUGCGCCUCCCACUGAAGCUCUGCUGCCUGCUGCCCUGGCCCUCCUGUGCCUGUGGGCCCUCCUGGGCGGAUGCUCCGCCGUGGAAUCCAAGAGCACAGUCAGCAUCCUGGACGACAUCGGCAGCAUGUUCGACGACCUCGCGGACCAGCUGGAUGCCAUACGAGCACACCGGAACCUCUUCACCUAUGACAUAACUCAGACUCCAGAGACCUCCUUGGCUGGUAUUGCUGUCGUCCAGCAUGGGUACUCGGCCUACAACGUUGACGUGGGGUGGUGUGAGGGAACCAGCCAUGGUCGGUUGCUGGAGAGGGGGAAUGGUAGUGGGGCCGAGCUGGCCAGCCAGGACUGGACGUUUUCUUGGCCUGCAGCCACCUUGGCCGUGGACCCGCGGCAGGGUCCCCCGAGCCCGUCAGAUGUUUCAGUAAUAACGGAAGCCACCGCUCAUGGUUCUUUGCUCUCUUCCUCGUGUCCCAUCUUCCUCUAUAUCCAGAACAGUACAAGCACCCGAGAUCGUUCGGAGGUCAAGGAACGAGAAGAGCUCCCACAUUUCAGAAUGGGAAGGCUGAACUUCCAGAGUUCAGGCCUCCAACACACAGACUCUGCGGCGGAGGGCCGGGAUGCCCCCCGGGAGCCCCGGGCGGGCGGGCGGGCGGCGGAGGUUCCGAGGCCGGGCCAGGCGUGGGCCGCGGGGCCCCUGGGCUGCAGUGCAUGGGUUUGGCCGUGGGGUGGCAGCAGCGCCCCUCCCUCCGCACGGCUGCGGCGCUUGCGCAGCGGGUUCACGGGCGCGCCCGACGGCCGCGUCGCCAGCCUGUUUCCAUGGCAACCGUGCUCAAAAGCGUCACAGCCAAACCAGCCCCCCGGAAGCGCACAUGGAAUCCGCGCCCCCUGUUCAGUGCGCAACCGCAUUAGGUGCCCGGAACUUGCCCACAAAGACCGGAAGUGUCACCAGAACCGCUGCCCCCGUUUUGUAGUCCCCGCCGCUUCCGGGGCCCGGAAGCGUUACAGCCACUCAAAUUCCCCGCGUCACAAAUACCGGAAGCGUUACUAG